Molecule: messenger RNA, 1987 nt
Organism: Thermothielavioides terrestris NRRL 8126
Lineage: Eukaryota; Fungi; Ascomycota; Sordariomycetes; Sordariales; Chaetomiaceae
Exons: 4
Coding region: 142-1680 (512 amino acids)
Biological process (GO): cell division; mitotic sister chromatid segregation
Cellular component (GO): MIS12/MIND type complex
Source: RefSeq, a predicted model, not a curated record
GCCCGUCGCGACAACGGAGCGCACACACGACCCUCGAAGCCUGCUUCUUGCGGCUGCUUGCCCCAGCGCCGCCCGACCAUCUCUGCGUCACGCGACUGUCGCGGCUAUCGCAUUCAUGCGCCGACCGCCCCGCCCUUACCCAUGACUACUCUCGUACGGACCCGCCAGCCGCUACAAGUCUUGAGCAUGAGCAACCAGCCGGAGCGACGGCACAGCAAACGCCUCGCGGCUGCAGCGGUCUACGAUGAGCAGGAUGGCGACUUUCUGUUCACGCGCGGGUCCAAGAGGGUAAAGACAGCGCCAGUCCGGGAGGAAGAGCCGGAGCCAGAGCCGGCACCGGCACCAGCACCAGCGCCGGCGAAGAGGGGUGUAGGGAGACCACCAAAGGGGGCAGCGAAACGGCGCGCGUCUCCGCCGGCGCCAACACCACAGCCGCCGUCGACGCAGCCCCGACCAGCAGCAGGAGCAACAGCGACAACGAGGAGGACAUCAAAAAGAAAAUCAAGCCUAGACCACGCGCCCGCGGCGCCGCCGAUCGAGGAGGAUGUCGCGUUGCCCAAGUCGAAGGCGCGGCGAAAAGUGCGUGAGACGACCGUCGAGAGGAGGCCACCACAAAGAAAGGGCAGAUCGGCUCAACCGAAUGGGGCGCACGAAGGGAUAGAGGAGGAAGAGGACCAUGACAACGAAGACGAACAACCAAGGCCCGCGGGACGCAAAGAAGCAACACCGCGGGCGGACAUGCCCGGACCGUCCUCGCAGUCGCAGAUGAUCCCGCUCCCCUUCAGCGACACGCCCAUCAUCAACCGCAACAAGGAGUUCCGCAAGAAGGGUGGGGCCAGCGGCGGCCGGCGCAGCAGCCUGGGCAUGCGCGGGCGGCGGGCCAGCUCGCUGAUCGACAGCGGGCACAGCGCGCUGCCGCACCGCGAGGUCGACCCGGCCGAGUUCUACAAGUACAUCGCGGCCGAGGGCCUGAGCGAGCCGCGGCGCAUGAAGCAGCUGCUGAUCUGGUGUGGCGAGCGGGCGCUGAGCGAGAAGCCGCCGCACGGGAGCCGGGGUUCUAGUGCGAUCCUAGGAGCACGGGCGAUACAAGAUCAGCUGCUCAAGGACUUCGGGGCACGGUCGGAGUUCUCGGACUGGUUCACGCGCGAAGACGUUCCCAAACCGCCAGUGCCUGUUGUGCUGCAGCCUAACCCGCGGAACGUCGACUACGACGCCAAAAUCGCCGAGCUAGAGGCCAGGAUUGAGAGAUUAAAAGCCCAAAAGAAGGCCUGGCAGGCCAUCGCCGCCCCGCUCCCGACGCCCGACCCGCUCUAUCCCGACCCAGACCCGCGCAAGGCGCCGCUGCCAGACUCGGCCCUCCUCGAGGAGGACGAAGCCAAGAUGCUGUCCGCGCUGACCAGCCCGGACACGGCGUUUAACUCGUUCAAGCGGCAGGCCCGCUCGCGGCUGCAGAACGCGCAGGCGGCGCUCGAGUUCAAGGUGGACCAGCUGGCCGACAGCGUGCACAAGCUCGACAUGCGCGUCGUCACGGCCGGGCGGGAGGCGGACGCCGUGCUGGCGCUGAGCGCCGCGCGCCUGCGCGAGCGCGAGCAGCGCGAGAAGAGCGCCGUCGGCACCCGCGACAUGCCCGUCAUGGAGGUGCUCAGGAGUCUGGGCCGCAUCUUGCCCGAGGGCGGGUAGCCGCGCGAGCAGACGGGUUAACCUAAACUUUUUCCUGCCUUGCUUCUACUGAUGUGGGGACUGCUAAGGGGUUGGCACGACAUAAUGAUAUUGCACAAUACGAAAUUGCUCGGGUUUUGUGUUCCGUUUGUGUUCUUUUUCUUGACGGUGGCAUAGCGGAGACUGGUUUUCAUUCAUGGUGUGGCGUUUCCACGGGCGGACAGAGACUCGGCGGCGGCUUCGGCGGACCUGGCUCUGGCGGCAUUUUCGGAUAGGAGAGAUAUCGGAGAUUCCCCAGGCACAGAGAGGACGGAACCGGAGGGAGGGA